GCUGUAGUCCGUCCCCGCGCCGCUCCCGCCAUCCCCUGCCGCCGGAGGGCUGCGCGGCCUGGCGUGGAGCGGAGCGCGGCCGAGGCGCACGGCGGAGAUGAACGCGGUGCUCGCCGUCAAGCAGUACGUGUCGAAAAUGAUCGAGGACAGUGGGCCGGGCAUGAAGGUGCUCCUGAUGGACCGGGAGACGCCCGGCGCGGUCAGCAUGGUGUACACGCAGUCCGAGAUCCUGCAGAAGGAGGUUUACCUCUUCGAGCGCAUCGACUCCCCCGGCAGGGAGCCCAUGAAGCACCUGAAGGCUGUCUGCUUCCUGCGGCCCACCAAGGAGAACGUGGACUGCCUCAUCCAGGAGCUGCGGAGGCCGAAGUACAGCAUCUAUUACAUCUAUUUCAGUAAUGUGAUCAGUAAGAGUGAUAUCAAGGCAUUAGCUGAGGCUGAUGAACAGGAAGUUGUGGCAGAAAUUCAGGAGUUCUAUGGAGAUUACAUUGCAGUGAAUCCACAUGUUUUUUCUCUCAACCUCUUGGGCUGCUGCCAGGGUCGCAACUGGGAUCCAGCCCAGCUGUCCAGAACAACUCAAGGGCUGACUGCUCUGCUUUUGUCCCUGAAGAAAUGCCCCAUGAUUCGAUACCAACUCUCUUCUGAGCUAGCGAAGAGACUUGCUGAAUGUGUGAAGCAAGUAAUCACUAAAGAGUAUGAGCUGUUUGACUUUCGUCGCACUGAGGUUCCUCCUUUGCUCCUUAUUCUGGACCGCUCAGACGAUGCGAUCACCCCACUUCUGAACCAGUGGACGUAUCAGGCUAUGGUUCAUGAAUUACUGGGGAUCAACAACAACCGCGUUGACCUCUCGCGUGUGCCAGGCAUCAGUAAGGAUCUCCGAGAGGUGGUCCUGUCUGCUGAGAACGACGAGUUCUACGCCAAUAACAUGUACCUGAACUUUGCAGAGAUUGGCAGUAACAUCAAGAAUCUUAUGGAGGAUUUCCAGAAGAGGAAACCUAAGGAGCAGCAGAAGCUGGAAUCCAUAGCAGAUAUGAAGGCAUUUGUGGAAAACUACCCGCAGUUCAAGAAGAUGUCAGGCACAGUGUCAAAGCACGUGACGGUGGUAGGAGAGCUCUCUCGACUGGUCGGUGAGCGCAACCUGCUGGAGGUGUCUGAGGUGGAGCAGGAGCUGGCCUGUCACAAUGACCAUUCCAAUGCCCUCCAGAAUGUGCGGCGCCUCCUGCAGAACCCCAAGGUGACAGAGCUCGACGCUGCCCGGCUGGUGAUGCUCUAUGCCCUGCACUACGAGCGGCACAGCAGCAACAGCCUGCCGGGGCUGAUGGCAGAUCUCAAGAAUAGGGGUGUUUCUGAGAGAUAUCGAAAGCUAGUGUCUGCUGUUGUGGAAUAUGGAGGGAAACGGGUCCGGGGCAGUGACCUGUUCAGUCCCAAGGAUGCUGUAGCCAUCACAAAACAGUUCCUCAAAGGACUGAAGGGUGUUGAGAAUGUGUAUACACAACACCAGCCUCUCCUUCAAGAAACACUGGAUCAACUCAUCAAAGGAAAACUGAAGGACAGCCAGUACCCCUACUUGGGUCCCAACACCCUCCGUGACAGGCCCCAAGAUAUUAUUGUUUUCAUCAUUGGAGGGGCGACUUACGAGGAGGCACUGACUGUGUACAACCUGAAUCGCACCAACCCAGGCAUCAGGGUCGUCCUCGGCGGGACCACCAUCCACAACACCAGGAGCUUCCUCGAGGAGGUUACAGCUUCAGGUUUCCGCGGCCGAAGCACCGAGAGCUCCCAUGUUGCACCGAGGCCAAGCAGCAGGCGGUGAAGCUCGGGGCAAUUCCUGCCUCCCCCAUCCUCUGUGCUGGCGUUGGUGCCUGCGUGGAGGAACGUGCCCCAGACUGCAGCAGUCACGCCGUCUCCACUCUGACAUGGGACACUCAGAACAUCCCUCUGCAAACACUGCGUGUCUGCCGCAAUGCUGCCCCGAAGCUCUGCUCUGCCGAUGUGUCCAGACACACGUGAGUCCCCUAAGGAACAUCUAGUGACAUGGCCCAGACCUUCAUGUGCAUCUCUGGAAGGUGAAGCUGAUGGGCACUGUUCUGCUCAGUUGUCUGUAUAUUUUGAAUCCUAUUAAAUAACCCAUUUUGGCUGAACCUCUUUUCUAUCAAAGAGUGCCACUCCAUGCUUCAUCUUCUCCAUUAACUUCCCUUUACUGUAAGAAAACUGCACCACUCGGUGCCCCUUUCCUCACUCCCAUGUUCUGAAAAAGUGUUGUAAUUUCUAUUUAACAAUAAAAAUUGCUCUUGCAGUAA
Phasianus colchicus (ring-necked pheasant) is the source of this 2297-nucleotide messenger RNA. It is a transcript of the gene VPS45, whose product is annotated as vacuolar protein sorting 45 homolog. NCBI's taxonomy places the organism in Eukaryota, Metazoa, Chordata, Aves, Galliformes, Phasianidae. Gene Ontology annotation, biological process: vesicle-mediated transport. The record is from RefSeq and is a predicted model, not a curated record.